Molecule: messenger RNA, 2510 nt
Organism: Phacochoerus africanus (Common warthog)
Lineage: Eukaryota; Metazoa; Chordata; Mammalia; Artiodactyla; Suidae
Product: aromatase 3
Exons: 9
Coding region: 231-1736 (501 amino acids)
Molecular function (GO): monooxygenase activity; oxidoreductase activity, acting on paired donors, with incorporation or reduction of molecular oxygen; heme binding
Source: RefSeq, a predicted model, not a curated record
UUUCAAGCCAGAGAUUUCUCUUGGGCUUACUUGUUUUGACUUGUAACUACAAAUAUGUCUUGUCUAAGUGUCCAAUCACAUUGUAAAACAAAAUGCCCAUCUCUAGAGUACCAGCAUCAUCUGAGGCAACAUGAGUCCUAAAUGUAUAUUUUGGGGCAUUGUCUAACUUUUCUGCCCCUCUGAUUUCCACAGGAUUUUAUAUUGCUUCCCCUGAGAUCAAGCAAAGCAAGAUGGUUUUGGAAAUGCUGAACCCAAUGAACAUCAGCAGCAUGGUGUCUGAAGCUGUCCUUUUUGGCAGCAUUGCAAUCCUGCUGCUCAUUGGCUUACUUCUCUGGGUUUGGAAUUAUGAGGGCACAUCCUCAAUACCAGGUCCUGGCUAUUUUCUGGGAAUUGGGCCCCUCAUUUCCCACUUCAGGUUCCUCUGGAUGGGGAUUGGCAGUGCCUGCAACUACUACAACAAAAUGUAUGGAGAAUUCAUGAGGGUCUGGAUAGGUGGAGAGGAAACACUCAUUAUUAGCAAGUCUUCAGGUAUGUUCCACGUAAUGAAGCACAGUCAUUACACGUGCCGAUUUGGCAGCAAACUUGGGUUGGAAUGCAUUGGCAUGCAUGAAAAAGGCAUCAUGUUCAACAAUAAUCCAGCCCUCUGGAAAGCUGUUCGACCUUUCUUUACAAAAGCUCUGUCCGGCCCUGGCCUGGUGCGCAUGGUGACCGUCUGUGCCGAUUCCAUCACCAAGCACCUGGACAAGCUGGAGGAGGUCCGCAAUGACUUGGGCUACGUGGACGUGUUGACCCUCAUGCGGCGCAUCAUGCUGGACACCGCUAACAACCUCUUCCUGGGGAUCCCGUUGGACGAAAGUGCUCUCGUGGAUAAAGUCCAGGGUUAUUUUGAUGCAUGGCAAGCUCUCCUUCUCAAACCAGACAUCUUCUUUAAGAUUUCUUGGCUGUACAGAAAGUAUGAAAAGUCUGUCAAGGAUUUGAAAGACGCCAUGGACAUUCUAAUAGAAGAAAAAAGACACAGGAUUUCAACAGCAGAGAAACUGGAAGACUCUAUGGAUUUCACCACUCAGUUGAUUUUUGCUGAGAAACGUGGCGAAUUAACAAAGGAGAAUGUGAACCAGUGCGUACUGGAAAUGCUGAUUGCAGCGCCAGACACCAUGUCUAUCACUGUGUUCUUCAUGCUGUUUCUCAUUGCAAAUCACCCCAAGGUUGAAGAGGAACUAAUGAAGGAAAUCUACACUGUUGUUGGUGAAAGAGACAUAAGGAAUGAUGAUAUGCAAAAACUCAAAGUGGUGGAAAACUUUAUUUAUGAGAGCAUGAGGUACCAGCCUGUUGUGGACCUUGUCAUGAGAAAAGCCUUAGAGGAUGAUGUCAUUGAUGGCUACCCGGUGAAAAAGGGAACCAACAUUAUCCUGAAUAUUGGAAGAAUGCAUAGACUCGAGUUUUUCCCCAAGCCCAAUGAAUUUACUCUUGAGAACUUUGCCAAGAAUGUUCCUUACAGGUACUUCCAGCCAUUUGGCUUUGGGCCCCGGGCCUGUGCAGGAAAGUACAUUGCCAUGGUCAUGAUGAAGGUCAUCUUGGUCACACUUCUGAGACGCUUCCAAGUGCAAACACAGCAAGGCCAGUGUGUUGAAAAUUUGGAGAAGAAAAAUGACUUAUCCCUACACCCAGAUGAGACCAGCGGCCUGCUGGAAAUGAUUUUCAUCCCAAGAAAUUCAGACAAGUGCCUCGAGCACUAAAGAAAGUUGGUCAGUCCCUGUCCAUCCACAUGGAAGCCACCCGUCUUUGCCAGGUAGUCCUUCUCAUAUGAACAUUCUAUGACCUGUAGCAUUUUAUAGGCUUACCUCCUAAAGGUUGUCAGCAAAUCAAGUGACACUGGUCGUCUGAGCUUAUUCACACCAGAAAUCAGACUGCCAAAGAAAAUAUAGAGAUCAAGAUUUUUUGUGGGAAUUGGUCAGUGAGGAAACUCCAGCCCUAAGGGCCCAAUUCCACAAAACGUGCUUUGAGAAAAAAAGGCUAUCAGCAAAGCUUAUGCCCAGCUCUCCAUGGGAUCUCCACUGCCCUGCCCUGAGAUGGGAGCUUUUUAAUGUCUGAGGCAGAGGCUCUGAAAUGGAUUACAAAGGAUAGGGCAACAUCUGGGAAACCGGGAGUAAACACACCUGCUAAUGUGGUUUUGAUUUGGUUUUUGGUAGGGCUGGGGACUGCAACAUCCAUAUCCUUCCUUGGAGAAAUGCUAAUCAGCAUUUGAUUUUUCCCAUGAACUACAUUCAGUUAAUUCUUGUUUAUCCACAUGUGAUUUGUCUGUGGCAGUCUAUCCUGUGGAAGUCUGUCCUUUCCUAAUCUCUCAAUUUAUGCCUCAGCCACUUAACUCUGAUACAAUAGAUGUAGAUUCAGGUAUUACAAGGUAACUUAGUAAUAACCUGAGUAAAAUAAAAUUAGGACUAUGUAUCUGCUGUGGAAAAAAAAAUUGCGCAAUGUAUUUAAAAUUCAAUUAAAAUUCCUUUUUUCAUGUC